GAGUCAUUGUGUAAGUAGUUGCCAAUGAUUUCACAAAGAACUGCAAGGGAAUAACGUGUAUACACGCCAUAGUUCGACUUUAGUAACGUGCGAGCCAUGACAGUGACAAGAAAAUUCAUUAUCAUAGCUGUAUUUGUUGUUUUAUGUUUGGUAACAACUGUGGAAUACGGAGUUCUCUUCAUACCGUUCACUGUUAAGAAAUGGACAACGUUAAAAAAGAAUAUAUCCUUGACCUUGUAUGAGUUAAAUUCCAACAACACCGUGAGAAGAACACCUCAGGUUACCAGUGACCAGUGGUUAAAUUCCAACACCUCCGUAACAGGAGCAUCUCAGACGUCUAAUGAUCAGUGGUAUGAAGCAUGUGAUGCGCCAAAAACAAAGGUGGUAUUCUUGAAGACAUAUAAGACAGCUAGUACGACAGUUUCGUCAAUACUCACACGUUUUGGACUCAGUCACAGCUUAUCGUUUGUAUUACCAGCACACCAUCCUCCGGGGUAUUUUUCGAGCACAAUUCGUUUCAACAGUGGAAUGGCGCGACAUCUGUUGCCCCCUCUUCCAGGCACCUCGUACAGCAUGUUUGUUAGCCAUGUUCCAUUUAAUAAAACGGCUACCAUCAAUAUUAUUCAAAAUGCCACGUAUAUAACAAUAUUACGUCAUCCCGUGGCUACAUACGAGUCGAUAUUUGGAUUUUUUAAUAUUAGUGAUGCCCUCGACUUAUACAAAAAACAAGAUCCAUUCGGAAGUUUUUUGUCAAAUACAAACCAGUAUAUGAAUCGCACUAUGAGCGAUUACCAUAGAUCAUUACUGAGAAACAGGCAGAUGUUUGAUUUAGGACUUGACCCUGAGAACAGUUACAAUGAAACACUCGUGGAUCACGCGAUACAAAAAGCAACAAAUGAUUUCGAUUUGGUUAUGAUUGCAGAGUAUUUUGACGAAUCGCUUAUUUUGUUGAAGAAGCUUUUAUGCUGGGAAUUUGAAGAUAUUGUAUACAUACAGCAAAAUACGAGAAACGACCAACUGCGAUCCAGACUUGAUGAUUGGAAACGACAGCGAAUAUUGGAAAUAAACAGCGCCGAUUUGAAACUGUAUCAACACUUCAACAACACUUUUUGGCUUAAGGUUAAGGCGUACGGUGACAGUUUUGAUGAAGACUUAGCAACAUUUCGAGAUAUGUUAAAGAAGGUACAUUCGGAGUGUUUAGAUGAAGGCAGAUUCGUUAUUGACUAUUCGAAUCGGAGAAACAGAACACUUAUAAAACCAAACUCACCAAGUUAUUGUAAAAUGAUAGAAAGCUGGGGUUUUGAUGAAAUUGCUGCAAAACAAACACCAAAGAAAAAAAGAGUCACAGUUCGUAAGCAGUACCACAUGGUCAAAAAAACGCGGACAUAA
Messenger RNA from Saccoglossus kowalevskii, 1389 nucleotides. RefSeq names its product galactosylceramide sulfotransferase-like. Gene Ontology annotation, cellular component: membrane. Gene Ontology annotation, molecular function: galactosylceramide sulfotransferase activity. The record is from RefSeq and is a predicted model, not a curated record. Gene Ontology annotation, biological process: glycolipid biosynthetic process. Lineage: Eukaryota; Metazoa; Hemichordata; Enteropneusta; Harrimaniidae.